This is a messenger RNA of Hemisphaericaspora subhashii, 1575 nucleotides long. Its product is annotated as PEX6. Lineage: Eukaryota; Fungi; Ascomycota; Pichiomycetes; Serinales; Debaryomycetaceae. The transcript has a single exon. The record is from RefSeq and is a predicted model, not a curated record. The coding region runs from base 1 to 1575 and encodes 524 amino acids.
AUGCCACCAUCUGCUGUGAUGUCUUCAACUGAUACUUUACAACAACACCAACAACCAGCCAAAUCAACUUUAGUUAAUAUUUCAUUUAUUAAUGAUCCAUCUAAUUUACAAUAUGAUUCAGUAGAAUUAUCUUGGAAUGUAUUUGGUAAACUAUUCCCAGAUUUCCCAGAAGAUACCAACGAUCCUCAUGCUGUUGGUUCUAUUGAUAAAUUCAUUUUGGUUAAAUUAUUAGGUGCACCUGAUUAUUUCAAUAAAUUUAAAAUUAUGAAAAUUCAUAAGAUUUCUUAUUCAACUGCAAAUUUAAUUACUUUCAUUAAUAAUUCAAAUUUAUCUAAAUUUGAUAGUUCUCAAUUAACUUUAAAUACUGCUAUUGUUCAAUCUAUCAAUAUUGAUUCAAUUCCAAUUUUAUCACAAGUAUUCAUAUCUGUACCUCAUGAAAUUUAUCACAUUUUGCAUAAUAAGCCGCAGCUGGCUAUAAGAGAACAAUUAUUAACUCAAAUAUUGGCCAAUAGUGGUAGCGUUCUCAAUGAAGGUGACACCAUCAGGUUAAUCAAUGGGAAGGUCAAUCUCUGUGAACCUAUAACUCAAGGGAAAUUGGAUCACAACACUAAUAUUAUAUUGAUCAACCAACAUGAAGAGUCUCAGCAGUACCACCUUGAAGAUCAAGAGGAAGAGGAAGAACUCGAAGAAGAAGAUUACGAUGAAUCAGAUCUUGAUGCUGAUUUAUCUGGUUAUUUAUCUUCAACAUUACAAUUCGAUAAAUCCGAGAUUAUUCACUCCAGCACCAAGUUUGGCGUUAAACCAUUACCUGAUAGAAUUUCAAUUGAUAAUUUACCUGUUGGAUGGCAAAAGGAUGAUUCUGAAUUGUUUGUGUUUAUAAAUUCUUCCGAUUUUAUCAAAUUAGGAUUCCCUAUAUUCAGUGGUGAUUUGGUAAAAUUGAUUAUUACCCCUGAAAAGAGUGCAGUUGUUAGAGUAUUUACAUUUACUGAACCUCAAAAUACUUUCAAAUUCGGAUAUGUUUAUUUAUCCCCAAUUUUAUUAAUCAAUCUUGGAUUGACUAAAGAUUCUGCUAUUGAAUUUGAACAAUUCCAUGAAAAUACCACAUUAUCAAAAUCAAUCCCCAUUGCUGAAUCAGUUACUAUAUCUCGAGUAUGUUCCCAAAUUACCAUGGAUAAAACUUAUCAACGUAAUUUCUUUUCCAGUUUGAAAACCAUCUUAAGUACUCAAUUCAAAUGUGUCCAAGAAGGUGAUUUCUUCCCGGUUGUCAUUGACUCAGUGUUAUCUAAAACCAUGUUUGACAAUAUGAAUGACGAAAACAACGAAAAUGACGAAGAAUCAAUGGGUGGUGAAGGUGGAGAUGGGAUAGAUGUUAUCCCAAUAGGAGAUCCUGAUGCAGUAGCAUGGUUCAAGAUUGUUGAAGUUAAGGGAAAGAAUGAAAUCGGGACAAAUCAAUUCCUUGUUGAUCCAUCCAAGACAUUAUUAGUUUCUUCUGGGGUUGAAAGUGUUCGUUUACCACCUAAUGAAUUCAACAACUGGUUUGAUUACUUGCAUUUACCUCCAUUAAAAUUAAUAUAG